Rubroshorea leprosula is the source of this 2105-nucleotide messenger RNA. Lineage: Eukaryota; Viridiplantae; Streptophyta; Magnoliopsida; Malvales; Dipterocarpaceae. The record is from the annotation of a GenBank genome assembly.
AUUUCCAUCAAAAUCUACUUUUUGUUUUUAUUCCCCUCCGUCUGGCCCUUUCCGAUUUCCCUCCUGUUUUUGAUACGAUGUUGAUGGCCGUCGGGCUUCACCGACCGCAACGGUUUGCUUCGCCUCCGCCGGUUAUUGCUGCUAGUCAAAACCCUAAACUCUCUUGCUAUUCCUUGCGGAAAACAGAAACUUUCCGUUUCGGUUUCCGGUUUUGGCCGGUAAAGUUCCGAGCUUUGGCGGUCAAGAAGCAGCUAAAGAUUCGGGAAACUGAUUCAAUAGAGAGAGAGAAAUUUUCAAUACAAGAAAAAUGCGACAGUGGAGGUUUGGAUUUGGGAUGGGUGCCUGCUUUCCCUCACGUCUUGGUAGCUUCCAUGUACAAUCUUCUAUUUGGUUAUCAUAUUGGAGUAAUGAAUGGUCCCAUUAUUUCCAUUGCACGAGAACUUGGUUUUGAAGGGAACCCAAUUCUUGAGGGGCUUGUGGUUAGCAUAUUCAUUGGUGGAGCCUUUGUUGGAAGCAUAAGCUCUGGUACACUAGCAGACAAAUUUGGUUUUCGGCGAACUUUUCAGAUGGACACAAUACCAUUGAUUCUUGGUGCAAUUUUGAGUGCACAAGCGCACACCUUGGAGGAAAUAUUGUUGGGAAGAUUUCUUGUUGGACUUGGCAUUGGUGUCAACACAGUUCUUGUUCCAAUUUAUAUUUCAGAGGUUGCUCCAACAAAAUAUAGGGGAACACUGGGAACAUUGUGUCAAAUUGGUACAUGCCUUGGGAUUAUACUGUCAUUAUUUCUUGGAAUACCUGCAGAAGACAACCCUCACUGGUGGAGGGUAAUGUUCUAUGUAGCAAGUAUUCCUGGAUUGAUUAUUGGACUUGGAAUGCAGUUUGCUGUGGACAGCCCCCGCUGGCUAUGCAAAGUUGGAAGUCAGAAUGCUGCUGAAGAAAUUAUCCGGAAACUUUGGGGAGAAUCUGAAGUUGACAAAGCUAUUGAAGAAUUCAAGUCAGUUAUUAAGACUGAUGGUAGUGAUUUGGAUAGUAGAUGGUUGGAACUCAUAGAGGAGCCACAUUCCCGAGGUUGUAUGGUAUCAAGCCGGUCCCCAUUAGGAUUUAAUGGCCCAAAAAGGAAAAAAAAUCCCUACUAUUGACUUUUUAAGUAGACUGGCAUUAAUUAAAUAUACAUAUGGCAUCAUACUUCAGGUUGCAUGCCAAUUAUGUGUUUUUUUUUUCCUGUAAUUUUUAAAUUUCCAACAGUAUUGGAGCUUUUCAUAUAACUUUUCUCUGAUUCUCUACCCAAAUAGCUAUAUUUUGUCAAACCUUUUCCUCUUUCUCCUCUUUCUCCUGCUUCAUCUCUUUCCCACCUCUUUCUCUAUAUUUGUCCCUAAUUAUCUUUACUCAGCUUCUAUCCUAUAGAAACAUUUCUGAUAUGUAAACAAUUCUUGGUUGCAGUUACAUUCACUGGAGGUGCCCUUUUCACACUCCAACAGUUUGCUGGAAUAAAUGGAGUUCUUUAUUUUUCAUCGUUGACUUUUCAUGAUGUUGGAAUUUCAAAUAGCGCUUUGGCAAGUUUAUUUGUUGGACUUACAAAUUUUGCAGGUGCCCUUUGUGCAUCUUUCUUAAUUGAUAGACAAGGAAGGAAGAAGCUUCUGAUUGGAAGUUACUUGGGAAUGGCAGUUUCAAUGUUUCUAGUUGUUUAUGCUAUCAGUUUUCCAUUGGAUGAAGAUUUCAGCCACAACUUGUCAAUUCUAGGAACUCUCAUGUACAUUUUUACCUUUGCUAUUGGUGCGGGCCCUGUAACUGGUCUUGUUAUACCAGAGCUGAGUAGCAACAGGACACGCGGAAAGAUCAUGGGAUUUAGUUUCUCUGUCCAUUGGGUCUGCAAUUUCUUGGUGGGGCUGUUCUUCCUUGACCUGGUAGAGACUCUUGGAGUUGCUCCAGUUUAUGCUGCUUUCGGAGGUGUUUCCUUGUUAUCAGCUCUUUUUGCCUAUUACUUUAUUAUCGAAACUAAAGGACGUUCUCUUGAGGAAAUUGAAAUGUCACUCAGCUCUAAUUUCUCAUCUAAAGAUAAGUGAGCAGUUUUGCUUCCAAGUGUUCCAUAAAACCACAGAAUAUCA